GCCGUUCCUGGAGUUGCCAAAAUCAAAGAGGGUUCUAACCCUGCCACCUGGAUGUUAGAUGUCACUUCCACAGCUGUUGAGUCUCAGCUUGAUGUUGAUUUUGCCGAAAUUUAUGCACACUCAGACCUCUAUAGGAGAAACCAAGAACUCAUCAAAGAACUGAGCACUUCUCAACCUGGUUCCAAAGAUCUUUACUUCCCCACUCAAUAUUCCCAAAGCUUCAUCACCCAAUGCAAAGCUUGUUUCUGGAAACAACACUGGUCCUAUUGGAGGAACUCACAAUACAAUGCUAUCCGGUUCUUUAUGACUAUUGUCAUUGGUGUUAUGUUCGGCGUCAUCUUUUGGGGCAAAGGAGACCAAAUACACAAGCAACAGGACCUUAUCAAUCUUCUCGGAGCUACCUAUGCUGCUGUUCUUUUCCUUGGAGCUACCAAUGCUUCAGCUGUGCAGUCUGUUGUGGCAAUUGAAAGGACAGUCUUCUACCGUGAAAGAGCAGCAGGGAUGUAUUCAGAACUGUCUUAUGCAUUCGCUCAGGUGGCCAUUGAGACAGUUUAUGUCAUAAUUCAAACCUUUAUCUAUGCUCUCCUUCUAUACUCGAUGAUAGGAUUCCAGUGGCAGGGAGACAAGUUUUUCUACUUCUACUACUUCAUAUUUAUGUGUUUCACCUAUUUUUCAAUGUAUGGGAUGAUGCUGGUUGCUCUGACUCCUGGUCAUCAAAUUGCCGCAAUUGUUAUGUCCUUCUUGCUCAGUUUCUGGAACUUGUUCUCCGGUUUCAUGAUCCCUAGACCGCUAAUCCCGGUAUGGUGGAGGUGGUACUACUGGGGUUCUCCAGUUGCUUGGACAAUCUAUGGGCUUUUCACAUCUCAAUUUGGUGACCUGCAAAAUACUUUGGUUGAACUUGAAGAUGGUAGGUCAUUAUCUGUGACUAAAUUCCUUAAGGAUAACCUGGGUUUUGAUCAUGAUUUCCUUAUACCUAUAGUCCUUGCCCAUGUUGCUUGGGUCCUGCUCUUUUUCUUUGUAUUCGCCUACGGCAUCAAGUACCUUAACUACCAGAGGAGAUGAGAAAGUUAAUACCAUAUUGAGGAGCCAAAAGAAUUUACAAAUGUAAAGAUAGAAUAGUUCAGU
Messenger RNA from Rubroshorea leprosula, 1125 nucleotides. Lineage: Eukaryota; Viridiplantae; Streptophyta; Magnoliopsida; Malvales; Dipterocarpaceae. The record is from the annotation of a GenBank genome assembly.